Molecule: messenger RNA, 1585 nt
Organism: Syngnathus acus (greater pipefish)
Lineage: Eukaryota; Metazoa; Chordata; Actinopteri; Syngnathiformes; Syngnathidae
Gene: stx10
Product: syntaxin-10
Exons: 9
Coding region: 84-821 (245 amino acids)
Biological process (GO): intracellular protein transport; vesicle fusion; Golgi vesicle transport
Cellular component (GO): SNARE complex; endomembrane system; synaptic vesicle membrane
Molecular function (GO): SNAP receptor activity; SNARE binding
Source: RefSeq, a predicted model, not a curated record
UCUAUCGAAAGAAUGUGACUGCUGCUCAACGAAGCGCGGCCAGUGCGCUUGCGCGGCAGCGUGACGCACCCGGAAGUAACAGCAUGUCGCUGGAGGACCCGUUUUUCGUGGUGAAAGGGGAGGUGCAGAAGGCUACGGCUCGUGCACGUAGCCUGUUUGAUCGGUGGGAGGAGCUUCUGCAGGAUGGAACUCAGGUGAGUCGCGAUGAGCUGGACUGGAGCACAAACGAGUUGCGCAACUGCCUGCGGGCCAUCGACUGGGACCUGGAGGACCUGAGCGAGACCAUCAGUAUCGUGGAGUCAAACCCGGGAAAGUUCCGCCUGGGCCACGAAGAGCUCCAGGAGCGGAGAGACUUUGUGGAGAGGACCAGGAAGUCUGUGCAGGAGAUGAAGGAUCAGUUGUCAAGUCCAUCUGCUGUGGCUCAGGCAGAGAAAAAAAACAAGCAGGCGCCACCGGCUUCAGCGGACCGCUCGAUGCAACUGGAUGCCCACCUGGUGUCCGCCAAUUCCAGAUACAUCCAAGAGCAGCAGGAACAACAGCAGCUGAUCAUGCAGGAGCAGGACGAUCAUCUGGAGCUUGUGUCCGGAAGCAUCCGGGUCCUCAAAGACAUGUCGGGACGCAUCGGCGACGAACUGGACGAGCAGACCAUCAUGUUGGGGGACUUUGCGGACGAGAUGGACCAGACAUCGUCACGUAUGGACUCCGUGCUCAAAAAGAUGGAGAAGGUCUCACAUAUGACCAGUAGUCGGCGUCAGUGGUGCGCUAUCGCCGUGCUGGUGGCCAUCAUGAUCGUUGUCCUCAUCCUCUUCUUCGCCCUCUGACGCCAGUGACGCCGAGGGCCCCUUUUUUUUUUUUGUUUGUUUGUUUGUUUGUUUGUUUAACCCUGGACCCACAGAAGGAACAAAAAGCAAGCUGCUGACUUGCAAUGUCCGGUAGGGAUCCAACAUGCAGGUUGUGACUCCGAGCAGCAAGGGGCGCUGUGGCCAAAGAAAGUCCAAGUUUGAGACUCAAAAAAAGAAAAAGUACCAUUCUUGAGUAAAUAUUUUUUUAAUAAUAGUCACAAAAAUAUGAGAAUUUUUUUGUUGAGAACACGCUGAAAAAUGAGUUGGAAUAUUAUGACAAGAGCAAACAUUUCAGUCAGCCUUUUCCAAGGAACAAGUACAAAAGAUGAAACGAUAAAUUGUAGUUUUGCAAAAAACAAGUCAGGACAUUAUGGUAAAAUAACAUUUUUCAAGAAUAAAGUCACAAUGUUCAAAGAACAAUUCAUAAUUUGUUUUGUAAAAAUUAAAUGUGUAAUUCUUUAGAACAAAAAUUAUUGACAAAACAAUAAACAAUUGCUAUAUAGAAAAUAGUACUCAAUUUGCAAAAUAAGUCAUAUUUUGAGGUAGAGAGGAUUUUCUCAAAUUUCAUCUAAAAGUAAUAAUGACAAAAAAUCGACUAUCUUACCCAUAGUCUCAAAAUUUGGGGAGGAAGGUCAUAUUUUCUUGAACAGGUCAGGCUCUUCGCAUGAAAAAUGCCACAAGAAUAAUUCCAAAUAUGAGAAUAACGGUGUAAUAUUACAAGAAUAGUUAUAUGUGGCAAAAAA